AUGGCCGGCCGGGAGAGGGACUGGGACGACAAUGCCCAUGGGUCCCCAGACCCCGAGACCCUCUACACCAAAGAGUACUGCAUUGGUGGUGGCAGCUUUGGCAAGGUCUUCAAAGGUGUCGACAAGCGUACCGGUCAGGCAGUAGCUAUCAAGAUUAUUGAUAUUGAGAGCGCCGAGGACGAGGUCGAAGACAUUAUCCAAGAGAUCGCCAUUCUGUCCGAGCUGCAGUCUCCCUACGUCACGAAAUACUACGGUUCCUACGCCAAAGGAGCCGAGCUAUGGAUCGUCAUGGAGUUCUGCUCCGGCGGGAGCUGCGCCGACCUCAUGAAGCCGGGCAAGAUUGAGGAGGAAUACAUUGCAAUUAUUGUCAGGGAGCUACUGCUGGGGCUGGACUAUCUGCACUCAGACAAGAAGCUGCACCGGGAUGUGAAGGCUGCCAAUGUGCUCCUGGGCUCUAAUGGCCAGGUCAAGCUCGCCGACUUUGGGGUCUCUGGCCAACUCUCAGCGACCAUGACCAAGAAGAACACUUUCGUCGGCACACCCUUUUGGAUGGCACCCGAGGUCAUUAAGCAGUCGGGCUACGACCACAGGGCGGACGUUUGGUCACUCGGUAUCACCGCUCUCGAGCUCGCCAAUGGAGAACCGCCCUAUGCAGAUAUCCACCCGAUGAAGGUCCUUUUUCUCAUCCCCAAGAACGCACCACCAAGACUUGACAAGGACACCUUCAGCAAGGCGUUCCAGGAUUUUGUUGCCUGCUGCCUACAGAGGGACCCCAAGGACAGGCCAACGGCGAAGGACCUCUUGAAGCACCCGUUCGUGCGGAAGGCCAAGAAGACGAGCUACCUGACCGAGUUGAUCGAGAGGCAUACCCGAUGGUCUGCUACUCACAAGAGCGCAGAUGACGAUGACGCGUAUGACGACGUUGGCGAGCCUGCGUAUCGGGAGCCGGUCAAUGAGGACAUGUGGGACUUUGGCACGGUACGGCUAGUAGGCAACCAAGGAGGCAUUGUACGGAAUCCGGGCUUGAAUGCUAUGGGCGAGUCGGCUACAAACGCGCGGUCUUCGAGACCACUUGAGAGUGAAUAUGGAGAUUCGAGAAACGAGACGACACCGACGAAGGCCCUGUUGGAGAGGGAGCGAGAAACAUUCAAGGCGAGUGGGUCGACAUCCGGCACUGCACGGCAGGUAUCACCACAGCGAAAGCCCGUUGGUUCAACCUCUGGGCCGCAGUCGCCGGCCAAGGUGCCCUUGCCUCCAUCCCCCGCGAAAACCAACACAAGGCCGCAAGACCAGGUUCAUGCAACCCCGAGGGCCUCGCAGAUGAAGCCUCUUCCGCAGCCUGUCGACACCUCUCCGGAACAUGAGAGGUCAUUACAUGAGCAGCUUCAGCGGGAUAUGGGACACUUGAACCUGGGCUCGGCCAUCAACGCAGAACGACGUGUCUCUGGCCCGCGCAUGAUGCCCCCGUCAGCAAUGCAGCACCACCAGAUACAACGACAGCCAUCGAAGCUAGGCCCGUUGACCUUGCCCGAAAUACCACCGUACCGGGCCAACGAACAGCAGUACGCAGUACCACAAUCACCGCUGACGCGGACCACGAACCAACAACACCCGUUACCGGUCCAGCCGCAGGCCGCGAGACAGUACUCCCCAUCUAUCGUACAAGCUCCACAGCAGCCAAAUUAUUUUAACCAACACCCACAAGCCCCUAGAGCCAUACAAACCCAGAAUAUCAACCCGCUGACUUCCAAGGAAGGAAACCGCGGAACGCCUUCGUCAACACACUCCUUCACGCCUGAGCCCCAAACCCCCACCCCGUUGUCCUUCCCACCGCCUGCACCAGCCAACCCGAACGGCGACCUGGACGCUCUGAACGACGUCAUCUUCCCCGCCCUCGAGGAGAGCCUUAAGAGACGCCAGAUCCAUCUGCAACAAUUGUACCCGGGCCGACCGAACAGUGCGAACAGCGGCGCGCCGACACCAAAGCAACAGAGAGCCGAAGCGUCGCACGAGAAGAUCCGCAAGCUGGUGUAUAAGCUGGCGCACGUGUGCAAGGAGAUCGACCACUUCGACAAGGCGGAGCCGGUGGGCAUGGGCAAGGAUGUCAGCACUUUCCUUGAGGGGCUGCUAGAGGAGAUCCUGGUGCGUGUCGAGCCGCUUGAUGACGAUGAGGGCAUGUGA
Diaporthe citri is the source of this 2181-nucleotide messenger RNA. RefSeq lists its product as uncharacterized. Gene Ontology annotation, biological process: protein phosphorylation. The coding region runs from base 1 to 2181 and encodes 726 amino acids. The record is from RefSeq and is a predicted model, not a curated record. Gene Ontology annotation, molecular function: ATP binding; protein kinase activity. The transcript is spliced from 4 exons. NCBI's taxonomy places the organism in Eukaryota, Fungi, Ascomycota, Sordariomycetes, Diaporthales, Diaporthaceae.